Messenger RNA from Hippoglossus stenolepis (Pacific halibut), 2324 nucleotides. It is a transcript of the gene ifi35, whose product is annotated as interferon-induced protein 35. The coding region runs from base 132 to 1268 and encodes 378 amino acids. The transcript is spliced from 10 exons. Lineage: Eukaryota; Metazoa; Chordata; Actinopteri; Pleuronectiformes; Pleuronectidae. The record is from RefSeq and is a predicted model, not a curated record. Gene Ontology annotation, cellular component: nucleus.
CGAUGGAAAACAGUGACACGUUCAGGGCUCCCUGCUGCAGAGAAACAGAAAGUGAAAGAGGGAAUGAUUUCUGAGAACUGAUCCUGGACCGGAGGAAGCUGUACGAGUCUGUGAAUUAUUUCUGAUCAAACAUGGACUGCCUGUCUUCAGAUGAGGAAAUCUCUUUUGUCAUGGAGCAACCGACGCCAUCUGAGGAAACUUUAGAGGGAAUCCAGACCUUAAUCACCAACUACAAGAUAACGUGUGAUCAGCUGGUUCAGGAGCAGAAUGAUCUGGCCAUCAUCAUUUCGAACAGUAAGAAGAUGACUCAGGAUUGCAGGAAGCGCUCCAUCAAACUGGCCAAGAGUCUGCAAGAGGACAAGCAAUCCCACCAGGAGCAGAUGGACAGUGAAAUGGUAAGGCAAAAUAUGCUGAGUCAGGAGGAGUUCAAGCUCAUGAAGGAGAUUCAGGAUGUCGAGGCUGCCCUGACGGAGGAGGAGGCCGAUUAUGAACACCUCAGAGAGCAGACUGAUGUGUUCACCAGUGUGCCAGAUAAGAUGGUCGUAUUUAAAGGGAAGACGGCAGAUCCAGGCAACGUGCAAAUGUUUGACAUGACAUCGCGUAUCGUUUAUCCGAUGCAGGAGGGAACGGCACUGAUCACGUUUGAGGAGGAAGAGGUGGCCAAGAGGAUCCUGAGCAUGAAGAAGCAUCAGGUGAAGCUGGAUGACGAGUGUCGCAUCACCAUGGAGGCUCAGCCCGUUCAGCUGAUGCUGCCCAGGCUGGUGGAGAUCCACUCUGAAGUUUGUCCUCAACGUAUAUUAAUCUCCAACCUGCCAAAAAUGGACAUAGAGACUCUGUUGAGCAGGCUGCAGAUCCACUUCCACAAGGCUAGGAACGGAGGCGGAGAGGUGGAGCACUGUGAAUUCCUGCCCGACUCUGGGACUGUGGUCCUCACGUUCCUGGAGAAUCACAUUGCCAAAGGUUUGACAGAUCUAGAGUUCCACGACAUAGAGCUCCAAAAGAAGAAGCACACUGUGAGAGUGACUCCUUUUCUGAACGGAAACAUUGUAAACCUAGAGACCAAGAUGAUGGUGUGCCCGCGGACGGUGCUUCUGACAGGUAUCCCCCAAGUGGAGCACGACAGCCUGCAAGAUCUCGUGGAAAUCCACUUCCAGAGAAGCGGCAAUGGUGGAGGAGAACUCGAAGCCUUUCUCUACAACCCGCUGGGUCAGCACACCACGGCGCUGUUCGAGAGCAUCGCCCCCAAAAAGGGCAGCAGUAAACUGUAGAUUCAUUCCUGCAGCUCCAGAAAACCUUAUGAAGACACCACUGUCCAGAUGUAAAGAUAGGACACACCUUAUUUAGUCUAAAGCUGCUUCACACAAUCACUGAUUUCUGGACAUUCUCCUGAAUUACCCCCGAAUAAAUGUCUGGAAAAUGCUCACAGUGGGCACAUGUGAAUACAGCAGGACAAUUUCAGGAAAAUUCAAAUUCUUUUGACAAUAGAAGACAACACUGGCAUCGAUGUGCUGUGAACAGAGCGGAAUUGAUCGGCCUCCUGCAUGCUCUACUCAGAUGACACCCCUCAUCUGAAAGCCCUGGGCAUUUUACUGUUUUUGUGAAAGCGUCUGACCCAGAAAAACUCCUGCUGUGUUCUUCAUGUGAAAGACAAACUCCAGACACAAUUUUCCAGACAUUUUCCUAGAGUUCAUGUCUGAAAAAAGCUUUAUAUUCUGUUCAUAUUUCUUGUGGUGGAAGUUAGGAUAUUAAGGAACCAAGUUAUGACAUUUCUUAGGGUUUAAACUGACAAAUGUUUUCCAUUAACAAUUACUGCUGCCAAGGAGUUAAUGUUUUCUCACCAUCCAUUUGUUUGUCAGCAGGAUUAUGCAACUACUGAACAGAUUUCAAUAAAAACUCAUUACAUUUUGACGUGAAUCGGCACAAAGGUGCGAAUCCAGGAACUUUUUAAUCACUUUCUUAAACAUUGUGUGAUUUGACAUUUUAACAGAUGGGGUUAGUGAAUAAUUAGUGGAUCUUAAUGAAAACAAAUCAGAGGUAUUUUUAAAUGUAUGUAAUUUGGUAGAGAUGGAUUGAAUUUAGGGUGAAUGAUGGGCCUUGGCUGAGGAAUGAGUUCUUCUUAAUGUCAUUCUCGUUCUUGCAUUAAUCAGCGAUCACUCACAUGUGACCCUCUCUGAGGUUUCUACAUUUUCCCGUCAUAAGGGUUUUUCUGGUAGUUUUUCCUCACUCUUGUUGAGGGCUAGGGACAGAGGAUGUCGCACCUUGUUAAGCCCUAAGAGACAAAUUUGUGUAUAUAUGAGCAAUACAAAUAAAAUUUGAUUGAUUGA